Paecilomyces variotii is the source of this 1668-nucleotide messenger RNA. RefSeq names its product UV-endonuclease UvdE-domain-containing protein. Gene Ontology annotation, cellular component: nucleus; mitochondrion. The record is from RefSeq and is a predicted model, not a curated record. Bases 1 to 1668 code for a protein of 555 amino acids. Gene Ontology annotation, biological process: response to UV; mitochondrial DNA repair; nucleotide-excision repair. Gene Ontology annotation, molecular function: endonuclease activity. The transcript has 3 exons. NCBI's taxonomy places the organism in Eukaryota, Fungi, Ascomycota, Eurotiomycetes, Eurotiales, Thermoascaceae.
AUGGACCCCGAAUCAGACGAGGAUGUACCUGUCGAUCCGGAAGAGUUCAAGGAGGCACUGUCGAGACCGCCACCGGUCAACAGUGGCUAUCUACCACUACCUUGGAAGGGCCGUUUAGGAUAUGCUUGCUUAAACACCUAUUUGCGGUACUCCAAUCCUCCCGUAUUCAGUUCGCGGACAUGUCGUAUAGCAUCAAUCCUGGAAAACCGUCAUCCUCUCAAGGACCCUACUCAGCCUGCUCAUCCUACCAAGAACCGCCCGGACCGGGACCAACCGGCGGAUGAGGCACGAGGAAUGGCCUAUGUGCAGGCACUAGGGCUUGCGAACGCAAGAGACAUUGUCAAGAUGCUGAGAUGGAACGAUAAAUACGGAAUUAAAUUUAUGCGUCUGAGCAGCGAGAUGUUCCCAUUUGCAAGCCAUGAGGUCUACGGUUAUCGGCUUGCCCCAUUUGCCUCCGAAGUCCUUGCUGAAGCUGGUCGAGUCGCGGCGGAACUGGGACACCGUCUUACUACGCAUCCGGGCCAGUUUACCCAGCUAGGAUCACCACGUAAGCAAGUGAUCGAGAGUUCCGUCCGGGAUCUUGAAUAUCACUCGGAGAUGCUGCAGCUGCUGAAGCUUCCACCGCAGCAGGACCGUGAUGCAGUCAUGAUUCUCCAUAUGGGCGGGGUGUUUGGCGACAAGGCCGCUACAUUAGAUCGGUUUCGCAAGAAUUAUAAGGAAUUGUCGCAGGAUAUAAAGAACAGGCUCGUACUCGAGAACGACGACGUCAGCUGGUCGGUCCAUGAUCUGUUGCCCAUCUGCGAAGAACUGAACAUACCGCUCGUCCUCGAUUUUCACCAUCAUAACAUUAUCUUCGACUCUGAUAAGGUCCGCGAAGGUACUCUGGACAUUAUGUCACUAUACGAUCGGAUCAAGGCCACAUGGACGCGAAAGGGAAUCACACAGAAAAUGCACUAUUCGGAACCCACGCCGUCUGCUAUCACCAACCGACAGCGGCGGAAGCAUAACCCGCGCGUAGCGACGCUUCCUCCUUGCGACCCGACCAUGGAUUUGAUGAUCGAAGCCAAGGACAAAGAACAAGCUGUAUUCGAGCUUAUGAGGACAUUCAAGCUACCAGGAUAUGAUCUUUUCAAUGACAUGAUACCCCACGUGCGAAACGACGAAAACAAGCCUGUCAAAACGCCAAGGAAGUCUCCGAAGAAGAACAACGGCUUUGUUGAUCUCGAACAACUUGUGCCGCCACCGCCGGUUGUUCCGGAAGAUGAAGUCGGAAUGGGUGGUCCUGAACGGCGGGUCUACUGGCCUCCUGGAAUGGAGGAAUGGCUGCGCCCGAAGAAGGUCGUACGACUCAAAUCAGUUGCGAGUCCCUCCAAGGGCCGGAAGGCUAAAGCCAGCAACGCACCAUCCAAUGGAGAUGGUGAAGACGAUGUCACGGAGACCCCUAAGGCCAAAGGUGGAAAGAAGAGCGCUAGCACGCAGAGUGCCAAAAAGGCGGUUACCAGGAAGAGGAAGGCUAUAAGCCCAGCAUCUGUAUCAUCAGCUUCGGAUGAGGAGGAUAUCGGCUUGUCGGACGCCUCUGAAGCUGCACCAUCUCCAGCACAGACCACGCCGGCACGUCGAAGUCGACGCGCAAAGAAGGUCAAUUAUGCCGAAGAUGACACAGGGUAA